Molecule: messenger RNA, 2128 nt
Organism: Salvelinus sp. IW2-2015
Lineage: Eukaryota; Metazoa; Chordata; Actinopteri; Salmoniformes; Salmonidae
Product: iduronate 2-sulfatase
Cellular component (GO): cytoplasm
Molecular function (GO): iduronate-2-sulfatase activity
Source: RefSeq, a predicted model, not a curated record
AUUUUCAUCAUAGCUGAUGAUAUGAGACCAACAUUAGGAUACUACGGGGAUCCUGUUGUGAAAUCACCAAACAUUGAUCAUCUUGCCUCUAAAAGCAAUGUCUUUCUCAACGCAUAUGCCCAGCAAGCAGUGUGCGCACCAAGUUGGACCUCCUUACUAACAAGUCGUAGACCUGACACAACCAAGUUAUAUGACUUUAACUCCUACUGGAGAGUCCAUGCAGGGAUCUACACAACUCUCCCUCAGUACUUCAAGUCAAAGGGCUACACCACUAUGCCAGUUGGGAAGGUCUUUCAUCCAGGCAUAGCCUCCAAUCACUCGGAUGAUUACCCAUACAGCGGGUCUGUACCUCCUUAUCAUCCUCCCUCUUUCGAAUAUGAAAAUAGGAAGGUUUGCAAGGGCAUUGAUGGCCAACUGCAUGUCAACCUGCUGUGCUCGGUGAAUGUGUCAGAAACCCCUCUGGGGACACUACCAGACAUGGAGAGCACAGAGGCUGUCAGACUGCUCAAGUCCACAAUGGAUUCUGACAAGCCCUUAUUUCUGUCUGUUGCAUUCUACAAACCUCACAUUCCCUUCAGAAUCCCACAGGAGUUCCUGAAGCUCUACCCCCUGGAUAAGAUGACCYUGGCUUCAGACCCUGAUGUUCCUAAAGGCCUCCCCAGCAUGACCUACAAUCCCUGGACUGACAAGGAAGAUGUCCAAGAUCUGAACGUCAGCUUCCCAUAUGAACCAAUACCAAAGGAAUUCCAGCUCCAGAUUCGACAGCACUAUUAUGCCUCUGUGAUGUACCUGGACUCCCAAGUGGGCAGGUUGUCAAAUACUCUGGAUGAUCUGGGCCUGGCUGAAGACAAUGUUGUGGUCUUUACUUCAGACCAUGGAUGGUCACUUGGGUAGCAUGUGGAAUGGGCCAAAUACAGCAACUUUGACGUGGCCACUCGCCUUCCCCUAAUGUUCUCCGUACCAGGUGUGACUGCAGUCCGUCCGUGGCCAGGGGAUGAGAUCUUCCCCUACGUAGAUGUGUUUGGUCCAGCACAGCAUCACUUUACACAAGGAGGAMCAGUGAGGAAUGUGAAUGAGCUGCUAGAUGUCUUCCCCACAGUGUCUUACCUGGCUGGGCUGAUGCUCCCACACCCCUGUCCUGACAACUCCUUCGACGUGGAGCUCUGUACCCUAGGGAGCAACCUGGCCCACUCCUUCAAGCACCUAGACGACAGCAAGGACUCGUAGGCCAUCGCCUGCAGCCUGUACCCCCGGCAUGCAGACACCCCCCAGAAGAACUCUGACCUGCCUAACCUGAAAGAAUUCCAGGUGAUGGGCUACUCGCGCUCCUGGGACUACCGCUUCACCCUGUGGGUGGGUUUCGACCCUGCUAGCUUCCAGACUGACCUGGUGGUCCACGCUGUGGAACUGUACCUCAUGGAGAGAGACCCAGGCCAGGACCACAACCUGUACAAUGGCUCUGAACACAGCCUCCUACUCUGCAAGCUGGGCCGACCAUCAUCAGCUGAACACCCUAACCUCAAACACCACCUCUACAUCACUGCGGAGAUUAAAUCUAAAGGGAUGGCAUGAUAAUACCUUGUUUCGAUAAUUAACUAUUUAGAAGGGAAGAUGCUAUAUUCAGAAAGGACUCAACUUUUAAUGAAUAUAUUGAAUGUCCCACAGUUAAAAUAAGGGCACUUAAUGUCGUUUGUAGUUAACAGUUAAGAUAUUAGUUGCUGCUAUUAUGGUUAAAACAUGUAGUAUCUACUGUACAUAGGUUUUUAGGCACACACAUUGUGUUAGCGUGUGACUAAGAUAAAAAGUGAAAAGGGGUCUGUGGGAGUUAAUGUGCUAAGUUUGAUUGAAUCACAGAUGAGACCAGUAGGGUUAGUUUUGCAAGCAUAAAGAUUUCCUACAGUAAUAAAACAACCUAAGGUUACUUGCGUAACCCCGGAUUUCUGAUAAUGAGUGAGAUGUAUCACAUGUGGGAUUCGCUAGGAUCAACUAUUCUCUCGAAAAUAACCUAUCAAAAGCAUCUGUUGGAGACCGACAGACAAGUAGAGUGGCAAAUAAGGUGAGUCCCACGUCUCAUUUUUUAAAUUUUAUUUAGCCUUUAUUUAACUAGGCAAGUCAGUUAAGAACAACA